AUGGCGACCAUCUUGUUAUAUUUGACCUUUUUAGACGGAGCACUGGAACACUGUCCCAGCAGCACUGGAACACUGUCCCAGCAGCACUGGAACACUGUCCCAGCAGCACUGGAACACUGUCACAGCAGCACUGGAACACUGUCCCAGCAGCACUGGAACACUGUCCCAGCAGCACUGGAACACUGUCCCAGCAGCACUGGAACACUGUCCCAGCAGCACUGGAACACUGUCACAGCAGCACUGGAACGCUGUCCCAGCAGCACUGGAACGCUGUCACAGCAGCACUGGAACACUGUCUCAGCAGCACUGGAACACUGUCCCAGCAGCACUGGAACGCUGUCACAGCAGCACUGGAACACUGUCGCAGCAGCACUGGAACACUGUCACAGCAGCACUGGAACGCUGUCCCAGCAGCACUGGAACACUGUCACAGCAGCACUGGAACGCUGUCACAGCAGCACUGGAACACUGUCACAGCAGCACUGGAACACUGUCACAGCAGCACUGGAACACUGUCGCAGCAGCACUGGAACACUGUCACAGCAGCACUGGAACACUGUCGCAGCAGCUACACAAGGAGUCGCUGAGAUAAAGCAGUUAUCUCAAUCGGCCUGGAUGUGUACCGGAGCAAUCUCCCAGACGGAAAAGUCUAUAAUAGUCCAGGCUAUGGUGGGAGACACAGUGACACUACCGGCCAACUUCUCGUACGACCACGACGAAGCCGUUAUCGCUUUGACGUGGACUAAACUCGAUCCACGACAAGAAGGUACACGCCAUUUUGUUCACAUGUUUACACCAAACGGAACCUCUGUGGCAUCGGACGAACUGAAGGGGAGGGCAGUGUUUCAUAAGAACGGUUCCUUCACCAUCCGGGACAUUCGGGAGGAAGACGAGGGACAAUACGUCAUGACUUUACUCAUCGACGUCAUUGGACAACGAGAGCACUUUGUCAAGUUAGAUGUUGUUGUACCGCCUAUCGUGGACCUGGGAGUGAAGAGUCCAUACGGAGCACCAGUAGGAACUGACGUCCGCUUGAACUGCACUGUUGACAAGAGCAACUCUCUUCUAUAUUCUGUCAAUUGGUUCAAAGAUGGCCGCCCUCUCACGUUGCCUUCACUUGAGAGAUUUGACUUCACCGACAAGGUCUUCUACAGGUCGUCUAUAGUCUUGAGAAACUUUACAUCGGCUGACAACGGAAACUACUCUUGUGUUGCGAAGUCCUUGAAAAGCCAGGAAACAGGAAGCGCCAUCUUGGAAGCAAACUAUCCUGCUCGCGUUACCAACAUCUCCACUCAGCCGAUCCUAACAGCCGGGGACAGUACGACACUUUGGUGCACUACAACGGGCUACCCUGCCCCCAAAGUCACGUGGUACAAAAAUGGCCGAAAGAUAUACUCUGGAGUCACCACAGAAGGAAAUGUGACCUUUAUAAAGAUCAAGAGAGCCCGGACCUCUGACAUUGGGAAAUACAAAUGUACGGCGUCCAAUAGACUUGGCCAGGAUUCUAGAACUGUGUAUCUGUCUGUUGGUGGGGUGGAGGUCACCGCAUCAUCGUCUUCAUCAGAGAUGAGCAUCUCAGAGCGUUGGUUGGAGUUCGGCAUCAUCGUAGGUGGGGCCGUGGUCGGAACGACUCUGUUGCUGACGUCAUUCCUAAUUAUAAUAUUCGUUGCCAAGCGACGGAAGUCCAAGAGUGGCGGUUGUCAAACCUGCCACGUCUUGGCCAUCAGUCAUAGCCAGCCUAAUCUGCAUAUGAUAGGAGACGAUAUGAGCAGGCAAGCCCACACCGCGGGAAACCUUGACCCCGAGAAACCUCUGUCAGGACGAUACCUUGCCAGAGCCAUCCGGGACUAUAAACCUACACAGGAGGGUGGUCUCACGCUGGAGGUUAAUGACAUCGUGGAGUUACUAUAUAUGGGAAGAGACGGCUGGUGGUACGGGUAUCUAAGGGGAAGUUUCGGAUUCUUCCCCGCAAGAGCUGUUAUCAUGAUCACGGGAAGAAGACGUCUAUCAAUGGGGCAGGAGGAUAAACCAGCGCACAUGUCACCAAUCGGCUACAGAACAAAUGUUGACCUUUUGGGAACACUUCCGGUUGACAGUGACAACGGAAGCUCUCGGCUAUUUCCGGGAUCACGGAACUAUCCCAGGACGACUUUGCCGCUGCCCGAUGGUGCUCGUGCCAACGUCAACAGCAGGCUUCCAAUAUCAUAUGAUGACUUUGGAGACGACUGACGGAUCGUACCUUCAAGCCAUGAAAAGCAAUACAACACUCUGUGCCACGAGCUUAAGGUGGUAUCUCACUGCACUCGGGGCACCGGUGCGUCACUGCGGAGUUCGUUCACUGCGCCAAUGCUGUGGGGUUUUUUUGCCGACGUUUUUUACAAUUUAGAUAUUGGGUAAUAAGUAAAGAAUGACUGAGAAGACAACAAAAUACACAAAACGAAAGAAAACUCGUUCUUUAUUUCCUAAAUUAGUUUCGAAGCCCGCAGUGCCGCACCAGUGACCUCAGAACAGUGAGAUACCACCUUUGUACAACCCGCCUCUUUGACGUGUUGACAUCCCCAUCGGCAUUACUGGCUAAGCAAUAUCCUGGGCAAGAAGUAGCAAGGGAUUUCCUGUGACGUUUUACACUGAACAAUAUGUAAAAAUAGCAAACCAUGACGUCUGUGGCUUAAAGCAUUUGGGAUCUUGUACUUGGCAGAUUUUUAUAAGAUUUGAAUGGAUGUAUUUGCAGUUAUAGCCGGUAGAGGGUAUGGGAUAUAGUGAUAUCAGCUACAUUGCUCUUCAGUGACGUUCGUUGUGUGUUAUGUAUUCCAAGACUAUUCGUUUCAUUAUUCUUUCUAUAUGUAGUAUCUGAUGGCUGAUGGAUAAGGACUUACAAGCUUUCAUAAGUUUCAAACUUGUCAAAUAUUCAGGAUUUUAUCUUUGAGCGGACUUGUGGGACUACUGAACGCGAGGAUUUCACAUCCCGAGACUAGCUGUUAGUGGCAUGACUAUUUUACGUUUAAAUUUCUAGUGAAAUGUUAUCGUACAGUUCGACAUUUUCUUAUAACCAUAUGCAUUGUAUAAUUCCCCAAGGGUCAACGUAAAUUACACAAAGUUUGUUUACAUUCAAUGUAGUAGGUGGUCUUCAUUGGUUAGAUCUUUUCCUGAAAUAAGAAGCAUAAUAUAAUGACAUGCAAAAUGCAUCUUUUCUUUCGCGUUUUUAACGAGUGCUGUACGUGUAAUAUUUAAUGUGUACAUG
Molecule: messenger RNA, 3241 nt
Organism: Branchiostoma floridae (Florida lancelet)
Lineage: Eukaryota; Metazoa; Chordata; Leptocardii; Amphioxiformes; Branchiostomatidae
Exons: 10
Coding region: 1-2229 (742 amino acids)
Biological process (GO): cell-cell adhesion
Cellular component (GO): cell-cell junction
Molecular function (GO): cell adhesion molecule binding
Source: RefSeq, a predicted model, not a curated record